Molecule: messenger RNA, 855 nt
Organism: Exophiala viscosa
Lineage: Eukaryota; Fungi; Ascomycota; Eurotiomycetes; Chaetothyriales; Herpotrichiellaceae
Exons: 1
Coding region: 1-855 (284 amino acids)
Source: RefSeq, a predicted model, not a curated record
AUGAUUCCGUGGGACAGAAUUGCCUCCAGGUCAGUCGCUCUCGAAUAUGAUGGUCAUUCUCCUGGCCGAUCAAGCACUCACACAUUCUACAGGCAUCCCCACUCAGAUCAUCCAAUCGAACAGGAUAUUUUGAGCGAACACAAUCUCUUCUUCUAUGUUGAACGGGGUCCGACACAGCUGCAUCGAGUUCUGGAUUCUCCCAUGCUGGAGUCGGCCCAGGAACGACGGUUUGCUAUAUCGCAGCUGGGCAUAGGAAAUGGUUUCUUCGUGGCUGAGCACCCCUCCCGGAUUGAGGGUGCUUUACAGUCCAUCUGUCACCAUUUCACCUAUUAUCAGUCAGACGAAACGUGUCGUCCCGCCUCGUCUUACCACGAAGAUUUGGCAGACUUCCGAUUAUCGUCAUACCCUUCUGAGGAGGUACGGUCGCUCGAGACCUUCGACCUCUCCAGGGCGACCUCGCCUAUUCUAUCGAGAUCAACACCACCAACCAAGACCGCGAGAUUUCCUAUGAGCGUGGACGCAUUGAUCAAUCCGGCCACCCCACAUAAUCGCAAACGAAAGCUAUCCGACGAGCCUAUUCCCGAGCUCACUCCAGACGAAAGUCACAGUCCCGAAGACCUUGAAGUGCUGAGAUCGCCAACGAUGGUGAGGAGGUCUUUCACCUACACAUGGGCGCCAGAUUCCAAGCAUGACCAGACAACCCGCACGCGUAAGAACAUCCAGAUGCGACGGUUUAGGUCAGACUCAAGGGACAAUGGCAAGCAUGAUGGGUUGGAUCGAGAGCUGGCUGAGAAGCACGGGAAUCUACUGUUGGAUUUUUCACGAAAUCGUUGGCCAGUGCGAGUUGACGGCUGA